GCCCUUGCAAGCAGUCGUAGAGCCGGGCCAUGGAGACGUGGGGCGCGGCUGCUGCCGCGGCGCUGUCCGUGUGGCUCGCCCUGGUGCUCGGCCUUAUCCUGCUGCCCUCCGUCGUUGGCGUGUCGCUGGGCAUCUCCGAGCUCUACAUGACCGUCCUGGUCAAGACCCUGGAGUGGGCCACGAGACGGAUUGAGAAAGGAGUUAAAAAACAGCAGGCACGGAUGUUAAAGGACUCUGCAUCGAAUGGGAUCAUACAGCGAGUUGACACCACCAUGGAGAAGGAGAUCGCAAGCCUGCACAGAGCAGACUUUGAACUCUCCGACAUCUUCUAUUUCUGCAGGAAAGGGUUUGAGGCCAUUGUGGAAGAUGAAGUCACCCAAAGGUUUUCUUCAGAGGAGCUGGUCUCCUGGAAUCUCCUCACAAGGACCAAUAUCAACUUCCAGUACAUCAGCCUGCGGCUGACCAUAGUUUGGGUCAUUGGGGUCCUGGUGCGGUACUGUCUCCUACUGCCUCUUCGUCUUACAUUGGCCACCAUUGGGAUUCACUCAAUGAUUGUGGGAACAACGUUGGUAGGCUGUCUGCCAAAUGGAAGCAUUAAAGACUGGUUGAGUGAACUAGUCCACCUAACAUGUUCCCGGAUCCUUGUCAGAGCUCUUUCUGGUACUAUUCAUUACCAUAACAAGGAAAACAAACCCCAGAAGGGUGGUAUCUGUGUUGCCAAUCACACAUCUCCAAUAGAUGUUAUCAUCCUGACCAAUGAUGGAUGCUAUGCAAUGGUUGGACAAACUCAUGGUGGGCUAAUGGGAGUUAUUCAGAGAGCGACUGUAAAGGCCUGUCCCCAUGUCUGGUUUGAACGCUCAGAAGUGAAAGACCGCCAUCUAGUGAUGAAAAGACUGAAAGAACAUGUAGCAGAUAAAAACAAAUUGCCCAUCCUGAUCUUCCCAGAAGGCACCUGUAUAAAUAACACAUCAGUAAUGAUGUUUAAGAAAGGGAGCUUUGAAAUAGGAGGAACAAUCUAUCCAGUUGCAAUCAAGUAUGACCCCCAGUUUGGCGACGCGUUCUGGAACAGCAGUAAAUACAAUGCAGUGAGCUACCUCUUGCGACUAAUGACCAGUUGGGCUAUUGUGUGUAAUGUGUGGUACCUGCCGCCGAUGGUCAGAGAGGAAGGAGAAGGUGCCGUCCAGUUUGCCAACAGAGUGAAAUCGGCCAUUGCCCUCCAAGGAGGAUUGACUGAACUUGCCUGGGAUGGAGGUUUGAAAAGGGCCAAAGUCAAAGAGACUUUCAAGGAGGAGCAGCAGAAAAACUACAGCAAGAUGAUAGUAGGAAAUGGAUCAUCUGGGAAUCUGUCUUCAGGAACUGAACCUGACUGAAUGCCAGUUCUUUCAAUAAAGUUUCCCAAGACUAGCCCUGCAAGAAUGAUGGGGAUUGUUAUACUUCCCCUCCCCCUCCCCCCCGCUUGAACUUUUUUUGUUGUUGUAAUGUGUGUGUAUGGUUAUCCUUUCAUGGAUGACAUGGAAUUUGCACAUGGGCCAGUGUCCUGACUUUUUCCCCCCUCUUUGCAAGCAUGACACUAUAUCACUGAAUUGCAGCUGCUGGUAUUGUGGAGAUGAUAGGGAGUCAAGGAGGGGAGGGGAAGGAAACCUACAGUUCAGAAAUAGCAAAUGAAAAAUUGAAUAUCUAAUGAGGAAAGGGAAGCACAUUGUAAAUCAUCGUAAUAGGACACUUGAUUUACUCAUGGUGUGAGUGACUCUUUUUUUCACUCCAAUUAUUUGGAAGCUUUAAACCUGACAGACUUGUUUCCUGAAUAGCUUAAGUCUCCCUGUCCUCUCCCCCUUUUAUUACACUUGCAGGUAGUUUUGUUGCAGGAUCCUUGAAAAAAAGAAUGGGUCUCUAGAUAGUGAAUACUGUGGCUUGGGUGCUAUGUCCAUUAUUUUGCACCUUUUGUGUAUAUGGGGUAGAAUUGCUUGUGAGUGUUGGGUCCCAACCAGUGGGGAAAGUCCCAGCCAGCCAGAUCAUGCCUUUUAAACUGAAUGAAGAACUUGGACAAUUCCAUAUUUAUAAGCCAUCCUCUGAAAGCUGAUCUAGAGAAGGUAGUGGCAGAAAUGUUGGAGUUUCCGCUACACUGGUACUAGUUAAACAACAGUUUCUUUGAACUGGGAACUGCAAAAGAAAGAGAUGGAUGGCAGUGCAAUUACUGAAGAUUGAUACUAUUGUGUAUUGUAGCAGAUGUGUUUUUAAGACUGGCAUUCUGCAAAACUUAACUGCUAACAGGUUAAAAUCUAAGGAGAGCAUCUACAAAAAUGUAUUUCAUGCUGACCUGGGCUAGCAAAAUCUAUUUAAACUCUAAACAGAAUUCAUGUUGCCUACCAUGCAAGAAACAACAUGUUGGAAACCAAUUGUACCGCUGUUUUGUUGUAAACAGAAAUAAAUUCUAUAUUUCUAAUGAG
Gavialis gangeticus (Gharial) is the source of this 2447-nucleotide messenger RNA. RefSeq names its product glycerol-3-phosphate acyltransferase 3 (gene GPAT3). The coding region runs from base 30 to 1370 and encodes 446 amino acids. Gene Ontology annotation, cellular component: endoplasmic reticulum. The record is from RefSeq and is a predicted model, not a curated record. Gene Ontology annotation, biological process: triglyceride biosynthetic process. The transcript is spliced from 12 exons. Gene Ontology annotation, molecular function: glycerol-3-phosphate O-acyltransferase activity. NCBI's taxonomy places the organism in Eukaryota, Metazoa, Chordata, Crocodylia, Gavialidae.